Loxodonta africana (African savanna elephant) is the source of this 1465-nucleotide messenger RNA. RefSeq names its product translocase of inner mitochondrial membrane 17A (gene TIMM17A). The record is from RefSeq and is a predicted model, not a curated record. Lineage: Eukaryota; Metazoa; Chordata; Mammalia; Proboscidea; Elephantidae. Gene Ontology annotation, biological process: protein import into mitochondrial matrix. Gene Ontology annotation, cellular component: mitochondrial inner membrane; TIM23 mitochondrial import inner membrane translocase complex. Gene Ontology annotation, molecular function: transmembrane protein transporter activity. The coding region runs from base 82 to 645 and encodes 187 amino acids. The transcript is spliced from 7 exons.
UCCGGCGCUGGGGUCAGGCUCCGCCCAGCUUGCCCGGCUCCGCCCAGCUUGCCCCGCUUCGCUCGCGCUGCUGGAGUCAAGAUGGAGGAGUACGCGCGAGAGCCUUGUCCCUGGCGCAUUGUGGAUGACUGUGGCGGGGCCUUUACGAUGGGCACAAUAGGUGGUGGCAUCUUUCAAGCAAUCAAAGGUUUUCGCAAUUCCCCAGUGGGCGUCAACCACAGACUACGAGGAAGUUUGACAGCUAUUAAAACCAGGGCUCCACAGUUGGGAGCACGAUGUCCUUCUCCAGGGACUGAUCCCUCUCGACAACACGUCCAAAGCAGCUUUGCAGUUUGGGGAGGUCUGUUUUCCAUGAUUGACUGCAGUAUGGUUCAAGUCAGAGGGAAAGAAGAUCCCUGGAACUCAAUCACAAGUGGUGCCCUAACAGGAGCCAUACUGGCAGCAAGAAAUGGACCAGUGGCCAUGGUUGGGUCAGCUGCAAUGGGCGGCAUUCUCCUAGCUUUAAUAGAAGGAGCUGGUAUCCUACUGACAAGAUUUGCCUCUGCGCAGUUUCCCAAUGGUCCUCAGUUUGCUGAAGAUCCCUCCCAGUUGCCUUCAACUCAGUUGCCACCCUCACCUUUUGGAGACUAUCGACAAUAUCAAUAGGACGGUGCCCUAGGAUUUAACAGAAUGAGCUAUAUAGUUCAAGAAGGAUUUUGGAAGACCAAGUUACAGUCUGUUUUUAAAACCAUAGGUGGGACAACUGUGGCCAAAUAGGCUGUAAGAAGACAUUUAGAACUUUUUUCUAUUUAAAAGAACAUGGGGAGGGGAGAGGUAUUAAAAGAUAAUACAUUUAUUUAUUGACACUUGGAUUGAAUUUGUGAUCAAAAUAAAUGUCUAAUAUCCUAAAAAGAAAAUAUAAUGAAUGCUUAGAAGAUGAAGGACCAAAGGACAAAUAACAAUGCAGCAGGACCAUCAUUUCCUUGGGGACUUCUCUGCCGGGUUUUGUGUGUUCUGUUAUUCAAACAAUAAAAACUCCUGGAACUUGCUCUUUCUUUUAAGAUAAGUUGCGGAGUUCUACUUUUCAUCCUCGAAUACUUCAAAUAAUGCAAAGUACAUUUAAAACUGCAUGUUUUAUAGUUAGUACCUCAUCCCACUUGCAGUGAAUUGUAUAUGAGAAGAAUUAUGCAGAGUCAACGUGGAGCAUUUCACAGUAAAACACUUUAUGGACAAAAGGUUAUGGUACAUGUUUACUUUGAAAGUAAGGUGUGCUAUGUCUUGGUUUGGAGGAUGUUGGCUACAAAGCUGUCGUACCUUUAGGGCUUCUGUGUCUUGAUUCCUGAUCGUCAGAAACCUCACCAGAAACAGUUUGCUUCCAAUGUACCCAGCUCUGUAUGAGAAGAAUUGAUAGAGGGUGCUGUUGGCAUUGGCGAAAUAUGGUGUUGGUUGUGUGCUUGAAAAUAAAAUACAUGCUGUUUUCAAUGUG